Molecule: messenger RNA, 1350 nt
Organism: Lachnellula hyalina
Lineage: Eukaryota; Fungi; Ascomycota; Leotiomycetes; Helotiales; Lachnaceae
Exons: 2
Coding region: 1-1350 (449 amino acids)
Source: RefSeq, a predicted model, not a curated record
AUGUCUGCAAAUGCCGGCUCCCUCCCCAAAUCCCACGCUCGAAAUCAUUCACAUUCUGUAUCCUCGGGUUCCCUGAUACCAAGUCACAGAGUGACCCGCCGGAAGAGUGUAUCUUCGAAUGCUAGCAAUGUCGCAGCCAUGGUCGCCGCUGUGAGGGAGGCUGGAGAUACUUCUUUGGGAAUGCCUAUUUCUGCUCGCCGGAACACAAUGUCGAAGAGUGCUUCUGCUAGGUCAGCAGCCCUUGGCAGCCUACCUUCACCACCUGCGAGCUUGCUGGGACACAGAAUCCGUUUGACAUCGAGUGGUAAAUCGGACCGCGGGGAGAGUGCAAUUGAUGACCAGAUGGAUGAGAUGGACGACGAAGAAGAGACAGGAUUUGAACAAUCGCGUAUGAGAAGAGCAAGUGAAGGAUCACAUCUUACCAAGGAUGGCAAGAAGGCCAGUGGAGGAGACCUGAAGUGUGACAAGUGUGGAAAGGGAUACAAGCACAGCAGCUGCUUGUCCAAGCAUUUGUUCGUGCCCACCUUCCUUUCCUACAUGCCCCAUAUGGGCCUUGUAGCGUGGGAGCAUACUCCGGAAUGGUCUUAUACUUCGAAACUACUUAUUUCGAAGCAUCAGCAAGUGCAGCUUUUGGAAGCAGCUUCGGUCCUGGUGACUAUGAACCAAGAUGGUCCAACACCACCAGAGUCUGCCAAGGACUUCCAAAGCGAUCAAGAAUCUGCAUCCCCAACUGCAUCUCCAACUGUCUCGGGCUCGGAACCAAAUGAUCGGGCAAGCUCUGCAGAUACUACACCUCCACCACAAGCAGACAGCGUGUACAGUGGAUCCUACAUUGGCAGGCACAAGAGGUACAGCAGUGGGUAUGGUUUCUCUCGCUCAUACCAAUCAGCACCAUCUGUCAACUCAAUCAACAUUGGAAGUGUCCCGACAAGCUCCGGCUUCGGGCAUCAUCGUCAACCAAGUCACGAACGUCGUCCAUUGUCUUCUGGUUUCAACCGCAAUUCUGAGGAUGAGGGUUUGGCCGCUGCUGUAGAGCUGCUUUCCUGCAGCUUUGGAAGUACUGGAACGCCGAGAAUUGUUCCUGUCACACUCCCAGAAGAUGCUCCACCUGUGCCGCAUAUUCCCGCACAAUAUCUCAGCCAAGGUUCGAUCUCUAGUCACUCAUUGACACCCAGUCAGCAUCCCAGGCAAGCUGAAAGCUAUACUCGCCACAGAAUUCAUGUCGCUGGAGAUGUCAAGAUGGAAGAAAGCGAAGAGAGCGUCGCUGAUGAUGAUGAUGACUAUGACCAGCGUUCCCGUGGUCGCAGUGACGAAGAUGAUGAUGGAGUAUUUGGUCGCAUGGAAGAAUAA